Mauremys mutica (yellowpond turtle) is the source of this 819-nucleotide messenger RNA. Its product is annotated as protein crumbs homolog 3-like. NCBI's taxonomy places the organism in Eukaryota, Metazoa, Chordata, Testudines, Geoemydidae. The record is from RefSeq and is a predicted model, not a curated record. The transcript has 4 exons. Bases 42 to 629 code for a protein of 195 amino acids.
AGGUGCGGGAGGAGGGAGGCACCUGCUUUCCCCUGGGUCACAUGGGCGAGAGGGAAGGCGGAGCUGGCCAGAUCGCAGCCCUGGGAGGGAGCGGACGGAGGGUCAGGGCCGGUGCUGAAACCCUGGGGGCUGCCGGUUCCUUGUCAUCCCCAUCUCCAAGGGCCCCCCACGCCCCCCAACGGGCUGAGGACGCUGGGAAGCAGGAGGCUGGGCUCCGGUUGCACCAUCAGGAUUGUGGUCCCCCUAGGGAGAGGGGGCGUGACCGCCCCAUGUCCCCCCCUCCCUCCCAGACAUCCGGGGGAGCGAUGGCGGGCUACAGUCACCCCUUGCUCCUGGUCGUGGCCCUGCAGUCCCUGUUACAGACGGCCCUGGGCCAAGCCACGAACGGGAGCACCACGACACCCACACCCGCAUCAGGGCUCACGGAGUCGGAGCGGCUGGCGGCCAUCAUUGUCCCCUCCCUAGUCGGGGGUCUCCUGCUUAUUGGACUCGUGAUCUUCGGGGCGCUCAAGGUGCGGGAGAGGCGGCAGACGGAGGGCACCUACCGGCCAAGUAACGAGGAGCAGGUGGGUGCUCGGGUGGUGACGAACGCUAACCUCCAACUGCCCCCCGAGGAGCGGCUGAUCUGACCCGGGGGAAGGGGGGGUCACACACACCCCCUCCCCAGACUGGCAGACUCUGCACCGGCUGGACCCUGCGGUUCCAGAGCCAGCUGCACACCUGGCGGGGGGGGGGGGGCCUCCUUGCUCUCUGCUGGCUGGAAGGAGCCGACGUCUUCGUCGCUGGAUGCAUCGGAUUUGAACCUACGCCCUCCUGCUG